This is a messenger RNA of Pseudopipra pipra, 953 nucleotides long. Its product is annotated as gastrula zinc finger protein XlCGF7.1-like. Gene Ontology annotation, biological process: regulation of transcription by RNA polymerase II. Gene Ontology annotation, molecular function: DNA-binding transcription factor activity, RNA polymerase II-specific. Gene Ontology annotation, cellular component: nucleus. The record is from RefSeq and is a predicted model, not a curated record. Lineage: Eukaryota; Metazoa; Chordata; Aves; Passeriformes; Pipridae. Bases 1 to 903 code for a protein of 300 amino acids. The transcript has 2 exons.
AUGCUCUCCAAAGGAGUGGGCCGGAGGCAAAUCCCCUCCCUGUCCUUCUUGCUUCCUGCCCCAGGCCCCGAGCUGAGGACGGAGAGCCCGGAGGACAAAUCCCCCCGUGAGACCCUGGUGGGAGAGGCCGUUUUGAAGGGCUCCCCGGCGCAGGAAGGCAGCGGGGAGGAAAAGGGCCGGAGAUCCCCCCGCAGGAGGGGCUCCAAAGCCAUCCCAGGGUGCUCUGAGGAGGAAAGAGCCAGCCUGUGCCAGGAAGGCGACCAGAGCUUGAGCCAGAGCUCCAACCUGGUGGUCCCUGAGCAGCCUCCCAGCAGGGAGAAGCCCUUCAGGUGCUGGGAAUGUGGGAAGAGCUUCAGUCAGAGCUUCAGCCUGCUCCGCCACCAGCAAAUCCACACUGGGGCACGUCCCUACACAUGUGGAGAAUGUGGAAAGAGCUUCAGCCAGAGCUACCACCUCCGCACCCACCAGCUCAUCCACACUGGGGAACGGCCCUACAAGUGUGAGGAAUGUGGGAAGAGCUUCAGCCGGAGCUUUCACCUUCGUUCCCACCAGCACAUCCACACUGGAGAAUGUCCUUACACGUGUAGGGAAUGUGGGAAGAGCUUCAGUGACAGCUCCACCCUCCGCAAACACCAUCGCAUCCACACUGGGGAACGGCCCUACAAGUGCUUGGAUUGUGGGAAGAGGUUUCCAACCAGGGGGAAUCUCUACACGCAUGAGGGGACGCACACGGAUGAGAGGCCCUUCUGCUGCACCGACUGUGGGAAAUGGUUCAAGGAGAAAUCCCAUCUUGUCACCCACCGGCGCAUCCACACCGGGGAGAGGCCCUACAAGUGUGGGGAGUGUGGGAAGAGAUUCACCCAGAUCGGUGUCUUGACCAAACACCAACGGACCCACCAGUAAGAGAAGCCCUACCAGUGCCCUGACUGCGGGAAGAGCUUCGGCUGCUGCUU